Messenger RNA from Ctenopharyngodon idella (grass carp), 1743 nucleotides. RefSeq names its product adhesion G protein-coupled receptor E3-like. The transcript is spliced from 12 exons. Gene Ontology annotation, molecular function: G protein-coupled receptor activity. The record is from RefSeq and is a predicted model, not a curated record. NCBI's taxonomy places the organism in Eukaryota, Metazoa, Chordata, Actinopteri, Cypriniformes, Xenocyprididae. Gene Ontology annotation, cellular component: membrane. Bases 1 to 1614 code for a protein of 537 amino acids. Gene Ontology annotation, biological process: cell surface receptor signaling pathway; adenylate cyclase-activating G protein-coupled receptor signaling pathway.
AUGAUUUCUCCUACCAGAGAUAUCAAAACCAAGACUGGUACCAAUGCUGGAAUGAGUCAGACCUCUGGAGGAUGUCUUCAAAAUCUUCUCGACAAUAUAGAGAAUAUUACAGAUCAAGUGCUUCCUUUGAUUAUUGUGACUACAGUUUUGGAUGUGGCUCUUAACACUUCAAAGAUUUCGGAGUCAGCUGACUCAAAGGAAUUAGUGACAGUUGGAAACAGUGUAAUAAAAGCCAGUGAGAAGCUCAUAUCUUCACUGGUGAAGCCAACAGACACAAGUGACAGUGUCAGUUUUACUCUCGACACCGUAGAGGUACAAGUCUUCAUGAUUGGACCAAAAUUUACUUCAGAUCAAAUCCCUCAGCUGGACACCAAAAAUGCUUCUAUGGACAUUGAUCUUGUUGGGAUUGCAAAGAGUAACUACGGAACAACUGCUGUGGCUUUCAUGAGCUACAACUCAAUGGAGAAUCUACUGAAGCCCGACUUCUUCAACACAUCAGAUGACACGGUUAAAACCAUGAUGUCCACUGUGAUCUCAGCUACUCUUCCCAAAACCACCAACACUAAACUCAUCAAACCAGUCAACUUCACCCUCAAACACAUCAGAGAGUUCGACCCCAGCGGUUCUCUGUCCUGUGUGUACUGGAAUAUCAGCGAGUGGAUUGUAGAUGGUUGUACUGUUUUAGAGACCACCAGCAGCUACACUGUGUGUUCCUGUGUCCAUCUGUCAACAUUCGCUCUCAUCAUGCAAACCAGCAGCCCUUCAGAUGGCGACUCACUGCUGGAUUUGUUGUAUUUGGUGUGUGUGAUCGUGGGGCUGGUGUUCUUCAGUUUGGCCCUGUUGACCUUUGCCCUUUGUCAGUGGAGUCCUGGAGUGAAUAACGUGGCUCGAAUCAACAUCUGCAUCAGUCUUCUGCUGGCUCACCUUCUGUUCCUGCUCACACAACAGUUCCUGAGCCUCAUACGCCGUCAUCAGAUGUUGUGUGCUGUGAUAUCAGGUGUGCUGCACUUCCUCUUUCUCUCUGCCUUUGUGUGGAUGUUCAUUGAAGCUGUGCUGCUCUUCAUCUGUGUGAAGAACCUAUCACAGAUCAGCUCCAAAAAGAGGGAGGUGCUUAGCAGUGGAUUCCUGUGUGUGAUUGGAUAUACGGUUGCUCUGGUUGUGGUGGAUGUGUCUGCCGGGCUGGUUCCUGAAGGAUACGGCAGCGAAUACUGCUGGAUUAAAAGGGAUAAAGGUUUUAUCUGGAGUUUUCUGGGUCCUGUUUGUGUCAUACUAGCGUUAAACACGAUUCUCUUCAUCAGCAUCUUCAUCAUUCUGAGCUCAACUCUCAAAAAUCUGAACGCUGAAGUUUCACAGAUGAAACAAACCAAGACUAUGGUAUUUAAAACUCUGGCUCAGUUUGUGGUUCUUGGUUGCUCCUGGAUUCCGGGUUUCUUCACUAAUGACAGUAAGGAGCUGGAGAUCAUCUUCCUGUUCUUGAACUCCCAGCAGGGAACCUUCAUCUUCCUGGUCUAUUGUGUCCUCAAUAAAGAGGUCUGGCAGCAGUACAGGAGGUGCUUCAGAUGUCUUUGCUGUGGACUCAAACCCAACAACAAAAGUGUCCAGAAAAAAUGUUGAGGACUACAGCAUCCAUAUUCAGGAAAUGAAUGAAGUGCCAUUAUCAUACAGUAAACGCUUUCAGAUAUUAGCGCCAGUCUCAGCUUCUGCCUGUAAAUUAGCAAUUAGCCUAAUGUCAUACUGGUCUUA